Elgaria multicarinata webbii is the source of this 1705-nucleotide messenger RNA. It is a transcript of the gene NUCB1, whose product is annotated as nucleobindin 1. The transcript is spliced from 14 exons. NCBI's taxonomy places the organism in Eukaryota, Metazoa, Chordata, Lepidosauria, Squamata, Anguidae. Gene Ontology annotation, cellular component: extracellular exosome; endoplasmic reticulum-Golgi intermediate compartment. The record is from RefSeq and is a predicted model, not a curated record. Gene Ontology annotation, molecular function: calcium ion binding. Bases 118 to 1476 code for a protein of 452 amino acids.
UUGGUAUGCAGAUAUAGAGGGAGGAGCUUACGGAGGGACUGAGGAAGCGGAGCUGUGAAGGUGGCGGAAGGUCUGUGCGCACGCUGCGUUGGAGAGAGGCCCCAGGCACACAAAGCAAUGCAUCUAAGGUGGCUCAUAAGCGCUGCCCUGUUAGGGCUGGCAACCUGUGUGCCCAUCGAACGGCCCAAGGAGAAACAAGAAGCAGAGGCUCCCCCAGAGCAGCCGGACACAGGCCUGUAUUACCACCGCUACCUCCAAGAAGUGAUCAACGUGUUGGAAACAGACGGACACUUCCGGGAAAAGCUCCAAGCAGCCAAUGCUGAGGACAUCAAGAGCGGAAAGCUCAGCAAAGAGCUGGACUUCGUCAGCCACCACGUCCGCACCAAACUCGACGAGCUGAAGCGUCAGGAGGUGUCCCGGCUCCGGAUGCUUCUGAAGGCCAAAAUGGAUGCCACCAUGGAACAAGAUGUACAGAUCGAUCACCUGUCUCUGCUGAAGCAGUUUGAGCACCUGGACCCUCAAAACCAGCACACCUUUGAAGCCCGAGACUUGGAGCUGCUCAUUCAAGCGGCCACCAAGGAUCUGGAGAAUUAUGACGCGGCUCACCACGAGGAGUUCAAGCGCUACGAGAUGAUGAAGGAGCAUGAGCGUCGGGAGUACCUGAAAUCUCUGGACGAGGAGAAGCGGCGCGAGGAGGAAGCCCAUUUUGAGGAGCUCAAGAAGAAGCACAAGGAGCACCCCAAGGUCAACGUCCCGGGCAGCCGCGAUCAACUCAAGGAAGUCUGGCAGGAGACUGAUGGCUUGGACCCCAAUGAAUUCAACCCCAAGACUUUCUUCAAAUUACAUGACACCAACAGCGAUGGAGUUCUAGAUGAGCAAGAGUUAGAGGCUCUCUUCACGAAGGAGCUGGAGAAGGUCUACGACCCCCGUAAUGAGGAGGAUGAUAUGCUAGAAAUGGAGGAGGAACGGCUCCGGAUGCGGGAACACGUCAUGACCAAUGUGGACCUUAAUAGGGAUCGGCUGGUGACCCUGGAUGAGUUUCUCAAAUCAACUCAGAAAAAGGAAUUUAAUGAAGUUGAUGGGUGGAAGACGGUGGAAGAAACACAGGUCUACUCGGAGGCGGAGCUCCAGCGCUUUGAGGCGGAGCUGAUGGCCCAGGAGGCGGAGCUAGGCCGACAACAGGAGCACCUCCGCCAGCAGCACCAAGAGCUUCAGCAGCGCCAGGUGGAGCUCGACGCUCAGAAGAAGGAAUAUCAACAGGUUGUGCUCCAGAUGGAGCAGAGAAAGUCCCAACCACAGGCUGAGCAAGCCCCGCAAGCCGGACCAGGAGGAGAGCUGAAGUUUCAAGCCCAGCCACCUCAUGCAGCUCCAGCAGAUCAGGCCCUUCCACCCCAGUCCAUUCCAGAACACGCUCCUGAGCAGAACCAGGUGGAACCUCACCAGAACCAACAGCGUCCCGAAGUUGAGAUCCAAUAGAAUAUCUGUGUGUGUGUGUCUUAUAUUUUUCCUUCUCUUACCCUGCAGCCGGAGUGCUUGAAAUGACACUCCCCCCCCCCCGGGACAGUGGCUGUGGGGGCCAGUGGGGAAUCUCUUACGCUACACAGAACUGCGAGAGGAAUCUUAAUGUACCCCACCCCGAAGCCCUUCCCUGCCUGUUCCUCCUCUAAUCACUCCCCAGCAAACAGGCGAAGUGUUUUUUUUAAAA